Messenger RNA from Nicotiana tabacum (common tobacco), 504 nucleotides. The record is from RefSeq and is a predicted model, not a curated record. NCBI's taxonomy places the organism in Eukaryota, Viridiplantae, Streptophyta, Magnoliopsida, Solanales, Solanaceae.
AUGGUAUCAGAAUCGACAUCAGGGGUUUGGACCUUAUUUAUGGACGGAGCUUCGAACGUAAAAAGGUCCAGGCUCGGUAUAGUCUUAAUUACGCCUUCGGGGGAAACCUUAAGGCAAGCCGUUAGGAUGGUCCAUUUAACUAACAAUGAAGCACAAUAUGGAGCUUUGAUUUCAGGGCUCGAAUUAGCCCGGGAACUUGACUCUGAGGUCAUCAAAAUCAAAUGCAACUCACAGCUGGUGGUAAAUCAUGCCUACGGGAUCUUCAAAACCAAAGAGGAGCUCAUGCAACAAUACGUGGUAAAGGUUCAGGAUCUGUUGGCGCGAUUCCAGGAGUGGUCAAUUACUCAUAUCCCAAGGGAAGAUAACGCAGAAGCAGACGCAUUGGCAAACUUGGGAUCAUUGACGAAAAAAAAGGGAUCGGAGUCCAGGACGGUAGUACAACUGAUGAACUCAGUCCUAGAUACAUAUGGUCACUAUGAGGUAAAUUUGACUAAUCUAGUCUAG